Messenger RNA from Aegilops tauschii subsp. strangulata, 2375 nucleotides. RefSeq lists its product as uncharacterized. Lineage: Eukaryota; Viridiplantae; Streptophyta; Magnoliopsida; Poales; Poaceae. The record is from RefSeq and is a predicted model, not a curated record.
AUGGCUCCUGAGAUGGAUGACUUAUCAUCUCCAAUUGCAAUAUUACAUCAAGAAAAUUAUUCUGGAACAGAACUGUUUACUCGAUUCCCGAGUUAUGAACAAGCAUCUGCUCCUAAUGCACUGUUUCAUGAGAAAUUAUGGUAUGACUCGAAUGAAUGUGUUAGGAAAUAUAAAAGUUAUGAUCCAAAGGGACAAUUGGGUGAUGAAUCUUUUGAUUGUGAUGGUUCAAUGCCAGUAAUGGAGAUCUUUGAUGUCUCUGACCAAUUGGACAGCCCAAUUAUCGGAAAAAGGUCAUUUGAGUCCCUUCACGAUUCUCACCAAUUAGACACCAUUUGCUCAGAUCCUCCAAACAAGCAUAAUACUAACACAGCGAGUAGUUUGCAUCCGCUAUUGACAACCACUAUGUCUGGGAAACCCAGAAACUGUCCCCUCUCUGAUGAUCUACAAUACAGUGCUAGUAACAGUCACAGCGGUAUGGACUCCUUCGGAUGUGGACUUGAUUCGUUUUUUAUUUCUGAUGGUGUAGCCUCUUGCUCUUCAAAUGCUAGCAGCAGACAAGAAAUCAAUGAAACUCCUUUGACUCCAUCUGUUGAAAAGUAUAGCCAGAAACUUUCAUUAAGAUCUGGAUCUGGUUCAGAACAUAUGGGUUCUAUUCCUGAACUUGAAGUCUUCCGAAUUGAUGAAGACAACAGCAUUCCGGAAGAAGAUGAGUACCAAGACAUGGCUCCUGGAUCUGUAGAUGUGAAUUGCUCAUGCCAGCGACAAUCUGGGGGAACAGCACUUCAGGAUAUUACUGGAUUGUGGCAAAACAAUGGAAAUUCUCCGUCUCAUUCGAUGAGAAGCAUGGAUAAAGGUAACAUAGACUUGAGUGCAGAAUCUGUCAGUAGUGAGCUCACUCAUCAUUCAAAUAUCAGAAAUGAUAGCAUUAAGCCAAGAUACAAUCACCCUACUUCAGUUAAGAGAGAAGGAAAAGUAUCCCGUUCUCUUCAUGACAGAUCAGGUACGAAAGAAAUAACCAAAAGCAGAAGUGGAAGACACAGGAGUGAAGCAAAUAUUGACAAGCAAGGCACGACAGAAAUAAUCAAUGGCAGAAAUGGAAGACACAGGAGUGAAGCAAAUGUUGACAAACAAGGCACGGCAGAACUACUCAAUAGCAAAAAUGGAAGACACAGGAGUGAAGCAAAUGUUGACAGACAAUCUAAGCCUAGCAAUAUUGUUGCCAAUGUGACAUCUUUUGUACCUCUUGUAAAACAAAAGUUGCAAUCUACAACAGUGUGCGUUAAAAAAGAUGUUAAGGUGAAGGCACUCAAGGCUGCUGAAGCUGCAAAACGUCUUGAAGAGAAGAAACAAAAGGAGCAAGAAAAGCGCAAAGCGGCUGCAAAAGCAGAGCGUGAAAGACUGAAGCAAGAGAAGGAACAAAAACAAAAACUUGAAGAGGAACAAAAGAAGAGACGAGAAGUUGAUGCGGCCGCUAAGAAGCGGCAGAGAGAAGAAGGGGAAAAGAGGGAAACGAUGAAAAGAAGAAAAUGCAUGGAUGAAGCUCGAAAGCAACAGAAGCAGCCUAUGGAUAGACAUCGAGGCACGAAGGAUGAAAAAGAUGCUCGUCAAAAAGCUUCUGAUAAUAUGGAGCCAAGGAAGAAUUUGGUUGAUGUAGGCAAAAACCAAGUUAAACCUGAUGAGACUACCGAACAUGCCCUUCGAUACAAGGCCAAUGAAAGUAAGGACGAGAAAGGUGUUGCAGUAGAUGACAGGAAUGCAAGUUUUGGAUCUGAUGCUAAGGAAAAUAUCCUGAACAGUCUCGAGUCCUACACAAUGACUCCGUAUAAAGAUUCUGAUGAUGAGGAUGAGGAUGAUUACGACGAACAUGUACAAGAAGCAAGGCGCAGAAGGAAAUUUGUUCCUUGUUGGGCUCGAAAGGAAAACUUGGAUAACAUCUUACUAUCCAAUAAAGCAUUAAACCCCAGAGAAAUUUUUGCACAGAAGCUGUCCUUCAACAUAUCUGAAGUUCUUUCGGCUCACGUUCCGCAGCGCGUCGUAAGAUAGCCUUCAAUCCCAUUUGAUGAAGUAGCGGUAAUAUGUCAUUGCUGUUCUUCUGGCCUCCAUUUCGCCUUGGCAGUCGGUGAUGUGUAUAAGCUGACCAGCAAUCUCUCUUUUGUAACCGGUAAGCUAGGAAUGAUGUACGUAGGAGAACAUUGCUGUACCACUUGAGUAGUUACUUAGCUAGCAUCGAUCAUUGCUUGGCCAAGUUAUAGUUUGUUUAUAACGGCUUCCGUCACAUUAUUUUUUGACGGAGAUUGGGUAUGUAUCGGAGUGGCAGCAUGUGUAAGGAGAGUAUGCAGUAGCAGUAAAGUGAGCUCUUGUGUCUGAUGAGUAAA